AUGGAUUUCUUGAGGUGGCUUGCUUUCCCAAUGGGAGUAUUGCUGUGCUGUGCUCUUCAGACAUCUGCUGUUCAACAACCUGCAUCUCACAACUGCACCAGCAAUGGUCAAAGAAUAUCCUUCAGCCACUCCUACAAGAUUGACCUGCCCAUGUCCUCUCAGAUUAAGGUGGAAGCAGAUCCGUUACAGCAUGAAGACAACAGCAGGGUGCAGCUAGAUCCUGGCAAGGCUGUGGAAAACGAAGAGCAGAAUAUAAUCUUUAGGCACAACAUCCAUGUGCAUGCACCCAAAGGGGACUGCGAAACUUUGACCCACAUUAAGGGUCUGUUUGAAAGGAUAGAGAAGCUUGAGAAAGAAGUGGCAGAGCUGAGAGAAGUUUGCAGCCCUCAGAAAUGUUGUGGGGGAAGCCAAGGUAUCUCGCAUUGCAGCGGCCAUGGGACUUUCCUCUAUGAGACUUGCAGCUGUAAGUGUGCCGAGGGCUGGGAGGGCAGUGACUGCUCCCACCCCACCUGCCCCAGCCACUGCAGCGGCCAUGGGCGCUGUGACAGCGGGAAGUGUAUCUGUGAUGAACCUUACUUUGGUGAGGACUGCAGCCACCAGCUCUGUCCUGAGAACUGCAGCGGCAAUGGGAUCUGUGACACAGCCAAAGGGGUCUGCCAGUGCUACGAGGAGUUCAUCGGAGAGGACUGCAGUGAGAAACGAUGUCCCGAGGACUGCAGUGGCAAUGGGUUCUGUGACACAGGAGAGUGCUACUGCCACGAUGGCUUCUUUGGCCUUGACUGUUCCCAGGUGCUUGCUCCUCAGAACCUGCAGCUACUGAACUCCACAGAGAACUCUCUGGCUGUCGGCUGGGAUCCAAUGAUUGAUGUAGAUAAUUACCUCAUUAGCUAUUAUCCAGUGGGGUAUGAGAUGUUGGUGAAACAAGUCCACGUGCCCAAAGAGCAGCUCAGCUAUGAGAUUGUGGGUGUCCACCCUGGCACCACAUACAAUGUCACGCUUCAUCAUGUGAAGAAGGGGAUUGCCAGUGAGCCCAAGUAUCUAGAAGCAAGUACAGUCCUGUCUGCACUCAGUGCCAUCUGGGUGACAGAAGAGAUGGAGCACUCCCUGGAAGUGGAGUGGGAGAACCCACCAACAGAUGUGGAUUAUUACAAGCUGAAGUUCAGAUCCCUGGUGGGGAUGGAUGAGAAGCAGGUCAUGGUGCCCAAAAGCAAUGACCCUAAGAGCAGACACAUCAUGACUGGCCUGAAACCUGGCACAGAGUACGAGGUCACUGUCAUACCCAUGAAAGAUGAUACAGAGGGAGAACCAUCUUCAGUGAGUGGUAGGACUGGAGUUGAUAGUCCAACCAAUGUGGCAACUGACCGAGUGACAGAAGAUACAGCCACUGUCUCAUGGAAUAAAGUUGAGGCUCCCAUAGACAGGUACAUGGUGAGAUACACCUCAGCUGAUGGGGACAUUAAGGAGAUAGAGGUGGGGAUUGAAAAUGACAUCAUCACCUUACUGGAUCUGAAGCCAGGCAUGGAAUAUGUCAUCCACAUCUGGGCAGAGAAGGGACCCCAGAAGAGCAAGAUGGCAAGCAUCAGAGCUGUGACAGAUUGCCAGUCUAGUGUCCAUGUAGUGGCCAGAUGGCUGACAGAAGACAUAGUCACAGUCUCUUGGGGGGUCUGGCCUCUGAUAGACAGGUACUUGGUGAGAUACAACACAACUGAUGGGGACGCAAAGGGCAUGGAGGUGGGGAAGGACAAGAACAUCACUGCUCUGACAGGACUAAAGCCAAGCAAAAAGUAUGCCACCGGUCUCUGGGCAGAAAGGGGAGCCCAGCAGACAUCGAGCUGUGACAGCCCAGCUCACCCUGUGCAGGAGCAGAGGGCUGACUGGCCCUACCAAGGCUCGGCCACCUUGGCACUGACAUGCAAGUUUGUUUACCAAUGUGUCAAGAAUGGCAGGACUUGCAAGCAGUUAGCACCUAGCACCUGCAAGCAGUUUUAUCUACCUUGCCCUGUAUCCAACAAAAUUGACAGCCCAACUGAGCUGUUGACUGACCAGGUGACAGAGGAUGCAAUUACUGUUUCCUGGAACAAGGUCCAGGCUUCAAUAGACAGAUACAGAGUGAGCUACACCUCAGCUAAUGGGGACACAGAGGAGAUGGAAGUGGGAAAGAAUGAGACUACGAUGACUCUGACAGGACUGAAACCUGGCAUUGAAUAUGUCAUCUUCCUCUGGGCAGAGAAAGGAACCCGGCAAAGCAAGAGGCUCAGCACUGAGGCAGUGACAGAGAUUGAUCCUCCCAAGAACCUCCGUGUAUCAGAUGUGACUCAUUCUACUGGUGUGGUUACCUGGACUCCUCCUGCAGCACAGAUUGAUGGCUACACUCUGACCUACCAGGGUCAAGAUGGCACAAGCAAGGAAGUACAGCUUGGUCCUAGUGAACAACGGUUUGUGCUGGAAGGACUGGAACAAGGAGUGAGGUAUACCAUCUUUGUGAUGGCCUAUAAGGGAGAUCGCCAGAGCAGAAAGACAGACAGUACCUUCUCAACAGUUAGCUUCCUCUACCCGUAUCCUGCGGACUGCAGCCAGAUGCAGCAGAACGGAAAUGCCUCCAGCGGCAUGUACACCAUUUACCUGAACGGGGAUGGCAGCAGGCCAAUGCAGGUGUACUGUGACAUGACCACGGAUGGAGGCGGGUGGAUAGUGUUUCAAAGACGGAGCACUGGCGAGGUGGAUUUCUACAAACGCUGGAAAAAUUAUGUGGAAGGCUUUGGAGAUCCCACUGGGGAAUUUUGGCUUGGUCUUGACAAGCUGCACAAUCUCACAAGCAGCAGCCCCAUCCGCUAUGAGCUCCGGGUGGAUUUGCGGACAGCCGGUGAAUCUGUCUAUGCUGUCUAUGACUUCUUCCAGGUUGCCUCGAGCAGGGACAGAUACAGGCUGUCGGUGGGGAAUUACAGAGGCAAUGCUGGGGAUGCAAUGACUUACCACAAUGGCUGGAAGUUCACAACGUGGGACAGAGACAAUGAUGUCGCUCUCAGCAACUGUGCUCUGACACACCAUGGUGCAUGGUGGUACAAGAACUGCCACCUGGCCAACCUCAAUGGGAAAUAUGGGGACAGCAAGCACAGCGAGGGUGUGAACUGGGAGCCAUGGAAAGGCCAUGAAUUCUCCAUCCCUUUUACCGAGAUGAAGAUCCGUCCUCAGUCUCCCAGUAAUGAGCCAAUCCUGGAGAGGAAGAAGAGGUCUCUACCAGGGAAGAGGAAGGAGAUUAGGUUUUAAAUUGAAUGUUGUGCAGUACCCAAAGAUAAUGAUUCAGUAUUUCUUAACAAAGUCAGAUUCAGAUAGCUUUCUCCAAUACAUUGGAGACAAUUGCUGACCAACGUGCACCCGGGGACCUCUGGAUCUGCAGCCCAGCCUGCUUCCAGCCUUUGGAGCUCCUGAUGGGUGAUCUGUCAGAGACUGGGAGGGGGCUUGUGGGGAGCAUCCCAUUUGUAGCUCCCCUGGUUGGCUAAACAUGACAAGGACCUGCUUGAUCCAAUGUGUGCAACUUCUAUGAAUUUUACAUAAACCAAGCUUUAACAC
Haliaeetus leucocephalus (bald eagle) is the source of this 3570-nucleotide messenger RNA. It is a transcript of the gene TNN, whose product is annotated as tenascin N. Lineage: Eukaryota; Metazoa; Chordata; Aves; Accipitriformes; Accipitridae. Gene Ontology annotation, molecular function: protein binding. The record is from RefSeq and is a predicted model, not a curated record.